Messenger RNA from Papaver somniferum (opium poppy), 645 nucleotides. Its product is annotated as AP-4 complex subunit sigma-like. Lineage: Eukaryota; Viridiplantae; Streptophyta; Magnoliopsida; Ranunculales; Papaveraceae. The record is from RefSeq and is a predicted model, not a curated record. Gene Ontology annotation, cellular component: intracellular membrane-bounded organelle. Gene Ontology annotation, biological process: vesicle-mediated transport; protein transport. The transcript has 4 exons. Bases 1 to 432 code for a protein of 143 amino acids.
AUGGGGAUUAGAUUUAUACUAUUGGUAAAUAAACAAGGCCAAACUCGUCUUGCACAAUAUUUUGAAUACAUAAAUCUUGAUCAGAGAAGAAUUCUUGAAGGUGAAAUUGUCAGAAAAUGUCUUACUCGUACUGAUCAACAAUGCUCGUUCGUUGAGCAUCUGAAUUAUAAAGUUGUGUAUAGAAGAUAUGCAUCACUCUUUUUCUUGAUUGGUGUUGAUGAUGAUGAGAACGAGCUAGCGAUAUUGGAAUUUAUACAUUUGCUAGUGAAAACCAUGGACAGUCAUUUUGGGAAUGUGUGCGAACUAGACAUAAUGUUCCAUUUGGAAAAGGUGCAUUUCAUGCUGGAGGAAAUGGUCAUGAAUGGGUAUAUUGUUGAGACGAGCAAGUCAAAUGUUCUUGCUCCAAUACAGCUUAUGGAGAGAACUGCAUAAUUGUCCUGAACCAGCCUGUUAUUUUACUUCUCUUAAAGCUUCGCCUCACGACCUUUUGGUUUGUUGAUAUUUAGGGAUUUCCAGGUGACGAAGUCUUCUCUUUUUGUAGAACCCUUACCUAAGAUAGUUUAUUUUUCAGGUAAUUGGUGUAUAAAAUUACAGAACCUUCAGGGGUCUCGCCUUAAUAAUAUGUUACUCUGGCAACUUUGUCAU